Messenger RNA from Copidosoma floridanum, 764 nucleotides. RefSeq names its product aaRS-interacting multifunctional protein 3 (gene AIMP3). The record is from RefSeq and is a predicted model, not a curated record. Gene Ontology annotation, cellular component: aminoacyl-tRNA synthetase multienzyme complex; nucleus; cytoplasm. NCBI's taxonomy places the organism in Eukaryota, Metazoa, Arthropoda, Insecta, Hymenoptera, Encyrtidae. Gene Ontology annotation, biological process: positive regulation of DNA damage response, signal transduction by p53 class mediator.
UUAACCUUUUCUUGUCAGAGCGUACAAGAAUUAGUUGUGGCUUGCCCGACGACGUUUGUUGGAGUCUCGUUUUUCCGUUUGUACUAAAAAUUACUUAUAUUUUUCGGUUGUCUUUACGAGCCCAAGAUGGUCCUCUGCAACAUCGAAUGCGUGAAUAGAAUAAGCGAGUACCUGGACAUCUCUCCGGGGAAACUCUACGUCUCCGAGAACAACACUGUGGCCACAGAUGAUUUGAUAAAAAAUCAAAGCACCGAAGGAUUUAGUACAAUUGUUCAAACCCUUGUUAAAAAUUCUAAAUAUCCGGCCAUACUGGGUGACGAUGCUAUAACACAAGCGUUGACUAGACAAAUGCUAGAGUACGCCGUGCUCUGUGUCAAUUAUGCAGACAACUCAAACAACGAAAAAAGAGUCCUGAAGGAAUUGAAUUAUGUAUUAAAAUUCAGCACUUACGUGGCAGGGACGAAAAAAACUAUUGCAGAUGUUACUCUGUACUACGCUUUACAUGGAAUUAUGCAAAGACUGAGCUUGCAAGAAAAAGCAGAAUAUGUGCACUUAUCGAGAUGGUUUGACAAUAUGCAGCAAGACGAUAAAUUGAGACAAACCAUGGAUGUAAUUAGUUUUAACAUGAUGCACUUGUAUUUGUAAAAACUUGAUUUUAUUUUCUCAUUUUCAUGUGAAAUUCCAUCGAGUGUAACGAUUUCGUACUAAAUUGACGAUUUAUAACUAGUAAUAAAUUUGUUAAUUAUCUAUCUAAGGCAAAUAAA